GUUGACAGGGCGGGCGUGGGCCGUGUUCGCCGGGCCGUGUCGGGGUGCGGGUAGCCGGUGCGGGAGCGGGGCAGCUGCCACAGUAAAAAUGUCUUCGCCUCCCAAAGAGAAAGCAGAGACGCGGGCCGGACACCCUCCUGCUGUGAAAGCCGGUGGGAUGCGGAUUGUGCAGAAACACCCACACAAUUCAGAUGCCAAAGAAGAAAAAGAUAAGGAUGACCAAGACUGGGAAACCAGCAGCCCACCUAAGCCAGCAGUGUUCAUCUCCGGUGUCAUUGCUAGGGGUGAUAAGGACUUCCCUCCAGCUGCAGCUCAGGUGGCUCAUCAGAAGCCACAUCCUUCUGUGGAGAAGCUUCCCCACCCUCAGCACGUCAAACAGCACAUCCACCAGCCGCGCAAGUGAGCUCCCGCCAGGACCUCUGCCAGCCUGCUUCACUGAAUGUGUGCAAGAGAAGACAAAAACCCUCUAGUAGUCACACUGUCAAGUCUGUAAAAUUGACAUCUAAAAUAAAAUGCUGUUUCUUUUA
Molecule: messenger RNA, 527 nt
Organism: Melospiza melodia melodia
Lineage: Eukaryota; Metazoa; Chordata; Aves; Passeriformes; Passerellidae
Gene: DAP
Product: death associated protein
Exons: 4
Coding region: 89-403 (104 amino acids)
Biological process (GO): apoptotic signaling pathway; cellular response to amino acid starvation; negative regulation of autophagy
Molecular function (GO): death domain binding
Source: RefSeq, a predicted model, not a curated record